AUGGCACGCAUGCUCGCUGUGGCCGCCCUGGCCGUGUUCGUCUUGGCCGCGCCCGCCCUUGCGGCCCGCGACCUCAAGCAGCUGGGCGCCGUCACUGGCGCCGUCAACGGCCUGCUUGGCACUGUGGGCACCACCGUCAACGCCCUGCCCGUUGUCGGCCCCGUCGUGGGCCCUGUUGUCGGCACUGUGGGCGGCACCGUGGGCGGCCUGCUCAACACCGUUGGCGGCGUCGUCAACACCGCCACCGGCGUUGUGGGCAGCCUCCCCGUCGCCGGCCCCGUCGUCGCCCCCGUCCUCAACACCGUCACCGGCACCGUGGGCGGCGCGGUCGGCACCGUUGGCGGCGUUGUCAACACCGCCACCGGCCUUGUUGGCGGCCUGACCGGCGGCCUGACCGGCGGCCUGCUCGGCGGCGUGACCGGCGGCCUGCUGGGCUGA
This is a messenger RNA of Monoraphidium neglectum, 438 nucleotides long. RefSeq lists its product as hypothetical. The coding region runs from base 1 to 438 and encodes 145 amino acids. The transcript has a single exon. Lineage: Eukaryota; Viridiplantae; Chlorophyta; Chlorophyceae; Sphaeropleales; Selenastraceae. The record is from RefSeq and is a predicted model, not a curated record.